GCACUUUUCCACUCGCCGCUUGACGACAACCAGCAACAACAGCAGCAGCAGACGAUGGCGCUUGGUGUGGCACAGCCUGCGGCGACGGGGCCCAGUGCCGCUGCAUCCACGCGACGAUCAACAACAACGACAAGAACAGCAACGACGGCUCGCUUGCAGCAUCAACACGCACAACCAGACACGGGCGUGCAAACUCCAGAUGAGGUGGCGUUUGUGACGUGGGUGCCGGGUGAGGAGUAUGUCAAGGCGCUGGUGGUGAAGAACGUGCGCUACAAGGCCAUCAAGGUGUCGUGCGAGAAGCGCGGGAGCCACUUCUCCCUCCGCAAGAAAAUCAAGAACGUCAUGGUGAGCCCAGGCACCACGUUGCACAUCCCCAUCGUGUUCACCCCAACAGAGGCCGUCGAUUACUCCGACAGCAUCACUGUCGCCGUGGACGAUGGCAGCGCCGUGCACGUGCGGCUGCGGGCGGAUGCACCGCGCCCAGAGCUCAAGAUGCCGGGCAUUGUCGACCUCGAUCUCCUCGCCGUCGGCAGCACCACAUCCAAGGUCGUGCCCAUGCAGAACACCAGCAAGUUCACCAUCACAUGGAAGCUGGGCCAGCCAGAGGAUUUCAGCAUUGCCCCCACCUUCGGCGUGCUCGCGCCCGGCGAGACGCAGGCGCUCACCGUCACCUUCAGCCCCACGCGCGCCGACCGGUACGAGGUGGCUGCGCCCAUCAAGUACGACGCCGAUGACGGCGAGCACUGUGGCCAGACGGAGCUGUGGCUGCGCGGCGUGUCCAAGUAUCCGCACGUGGUGCUGGCCAACGGGGCGCGCGAGGAGCUGGUCGACUUUGGCGAGGUGCACGCAGGCGGCGUGGUGGAGCGCAGCGUGACGCUGUACAACCACUCGCCGGUCGAUGCCCCGUAUGUGAUGCGGCACUCCUUCCUUGGCACAUCGUGCCUGACGCUGUACGGCAACACGGGCACGGUCCCCGCCAACAGCACCACCACCAUCAACAUCACCUACACCGCCGGUCGCCUCUACCACCACUGCAACGAGUAUCUCACCUUCAAGUUCCACGCGGGCACGCAGCUGCGCAUCGCCUGCAAGGGCGACACCAUCUCUCCGUCUGUCCUCUGCAGCCACAGCAGGGUGGACUGUGGUCUUGUUCCUGUCGGCGACACGCACACGCAGUCAAUCACCCUGCGAAACAUUGCCGACAUGCCCGUGCGUGUGUCGUGGAUCUCAGCACAUGCCGCAGCCGUCGUUGUGCGCGGGAAACAGCACAGCACUGACGGUGAUGGUAGUGGUGACCGUGAUGGUGGCGAUGCGUAUAUGUGCACGAUGCCCGAGCUGAGCACACUUGAACUUGAGGUUGUCUUCACGCCAAGUGCCGACGUGCACUACUGCCAGCGUGUGGAGAUUGCCAUUGAGAACCACAAGCCCGUGGUCUUGGAGGUGGUUGGUCGUGGCACGCGUGGUGAUGGUCGUCAUGCCGUGAUGGGCAUGGAGGCAGACGCUGCCAUGCGCCAGCGGGAGCGGGGUGGAUAUGCACACCUCGCACCAUCGCAGGUCGCAUCAUACGUACAGUCCGGUCUGCUCGCCCUCAAGGACGACAAGUUUGUGCCGGUGGAGAAGGAGCCCGUUGAGCCAACACCGGACCCAACACCCGUUGAGAAGCGAGGGUCGAUGGUGAGUCACGAGCCGACAACCCCCGCGCCAUCGCCGCCGCAGCCGCAGGAGACGGACGCGCCGUUGACUGUGCUGUCACCAGCCAUUGUGGACUUUGGGUCGUGCCCUGCCGGCUCAAAGAAGAAGGUGGCGGGUAUCGCGCCGCAGGUCAUCAGCGUCCAGAACACGGCGCAGGCCGACGUGGAGGUCGUCUGGCCAGACCUAAACGCGUUUGGGUACCCGUUUUCCAUCCAGCCACAAACGGCCACAAUUGCCCCGGAGGAAACAGCCAGUUUCCAGAUUGUGUUCCGCCCCGUGCACACGGGCCAGCAGUACAACUGCACGGUGGAGGGUGUGGUGAACUUUGCGGAGAGCAUUCGCACAGACGACGGCGCGCUCAUGAACCACCCGUGGACCAUCAUGGCGCACAUCAUGGGCAACACGCACCAGAGCGACGCGGAGACUGAGGCGUUACCGGCGUUUGAGGUUCACCCAACCGCUGUGGCGCUCCCGCCAACCAGCCCCAACCAGCCAUCAUACGGCACGGUGGAGCUGAGCAACCCCUCGGAUGCCCCACUUGUCGUGCUGCUGACACCGCCAUCGCACCAGCACAGCGACACGAUGACACUUCGCCCCACGACGCGGCGCCACCUGCUGCUGCCGCGCCAGGUUCGGCUGGCCUCCUUUGCUGCGAUCCCAACCAAGGCCGACUUCAUGGAGAGCGUGCUGUGCGUGUCGAUGGUCAACAGCAGCGAUGAGCGGGAGAUGGAGGACACCACCAACGUGCGCGUGAGUGUGUCGAGUGUGACCCCAUCGCUCCGCUUCAGCACAGACAUGCUCAACCUUGGCAUUGUCCCCGUUGGCCACGACCUGCGGCGGUCUGUGCGCCUGCGCAACACGUGUGCGCUGUCGUGCUUCUAUGAGCUGCGGUGCAGUGCCCGCAAUGGCGGCGUCGUUCAACUCGUCACCACUGGCGGACUGCUCGAGCCCAACGACGAGCAAGACAUUGCUGUUGUUGUGUCUGCGCAGGACAGCGGCUACAGGGAGGAGACCAUCACCCUGCGCUACGGCAGCGUGAAGGGCCAGCACCAGCACGAGCUGCGCCUCCCAAUUGCACUCACUGCUGAGUUUCCGCUGUUGCAAGGGCACAUGCGCACCGCUGAUGGCGCAUGUGUUGAAGCCGCAGCCAGCGGUGGCAGCAGCAAUCAGGAUGGCGACGCAGCGCAGCAGCAGCAGAAGCAGCAGCAGCAGCGGGAGUCGAGGACUACACCGACACCCUCGCCUGACAACAUGGAUGGAGAAGCAGGCAUCAACGCUGUCAGCACUUUUGACAUUGGCACACUUGUCGUUGGAGAGACGAAACGGGUGGAGGUGGUGUUGACCAACGUGUCGAGCGUCACAGCGCACUGUCAGCUCGAACACAACAUCGGCUCAAUCGCUGCCCUCAGCGAACACAUGGUGACGCUGCCACCGCGGUGCAACAAGAGCGUGUGGAUGUCGAUAACGCCGCGCCACGAGGGCGAGGACAUGUUCAUGCUCACGGCCGAUGCGCUGGAUGCAGACGGCGUUGUGCUGGCGUCCCACCCGGUCGUGGCCGGCCUGUAUCGUGGCAUCCGUGCAAAGCUGAUUGUGUCUGACGUGCGGUCCGAGCACUGCGGACCGCUUGCACUGCGGGCGCAGCUGAGCAUUGAUGGUGUGAACGCAGCGCUCGCCCCCAUUGGCAACCGUACGCCGCCAGAGACAGAGUUCAACCUCGACCUAGGCUGCCGUGCGCACCUCACCAGCGACACGGUCGUGACGCUGCAACUGCGCAACUGCAGCGGGUGCGUGUGCCGGUGGAAGGCGCUGUUGCCGCGCGACCACACGUGGAGCGAGGCUGGCUGGGCAGCGGAGGAGCCGCUCGAGGUCACCAUGCGCAAGGCAGGACGCGCCACGUCACACGUGUCGGCAUCGACCGCUGCAGCCGGCGGCGGUCGCAGUCACGGCGGUAGUGGUGGUGACCGCCAUAGUGAUGAUGACAGCUUGUUUGAGGUUGAGCCACGGCGUGGGGAGCUGGCGGCGGGUGCAACGUGCCUGGUGACGCUUCGCUACCGCCACGAUCACGUGGGCGACCACGUUGUGCCGCUCAUCCUGAAGCAAGACCUGACCCCAACCACGCUGCGGCUGAACCUUUGUGGACAGACCCUGCCUUCAGGCACGCCGCAUCUCGUUGUCCAUCCGCAGGCGACGUGGACCCUGCACCCGGUCUCCAUUGGCAUGCACAACCCGCCACAGCAGUUUAUGCGCCUGUACAACCCGAGCGACGUGGCUGCGGCGUUCCGUGUGGAUGUAGCGGCGCUCGAGGCGCUGGCCGCAGCCAACUAUGGCGUGGAGGUCUUCCACUGCAACACGCUGAGCGGGCGCGUUGGUGCUGGGGAGAGCAUGGAUGUGUCGUGGGUGUUUCGCCCCAUUGAGGCGCGCGAGUACCAGGUGACGGUGGCGGUGCAUGUGGACGGGAUGGCGGACAGCCCCGUGCUCAUCACACUGCGCGGAGAGGGCGUUGAUCCGCGCCAGGAGCAGGAGCAGCGCGCACUGCAGGAGACAAUUGGCGGCAGCGGCAGCGCCACCGACCAGGGCGGAGCGACGGACGCGUUUGGUGAUGGAUUGGCGCUGCCUGCAUCCAGCCCCAACACUGGUGCUGGCGGUGCUGGCGGUGGUGGUGAUGAUGACAUGGAGCAAGAGCAGCAGCGCCGCACACGCGAAGUGCCGAUGAGUCAACAGUUCCUUCUUCCCGGCCAGCCCGCCGUUGUGUCCUCGGAUGUGCUUGACUUUGGGACGCUGUGCCUGCAUGCAUUGUCCCGGCGGGUGCUGUUUCUGCGGAGUUGCACGGACCGCGUUGUGUCCUUCGCCUUCUCGCUGGGCAGUCUGAGCAAUGCGCUGAGCGUUGAGCCGCAGUCUGGGCUGCUGCAUCCACACGAGGUGCAGGUGUGCAAGGUGACGCUGCGUGCGGGUGGACUUGCCAGCCGGUAUGACCAGGACAUUCGUUGCACAUUCCGCGACCACGAGGGCGAGCAGGCGUACAUCGCGCACAUGCGCGAGAACGAACAGCGGGAGAAGGAGGCGGAGGAUCUGUUUACAUACACGGACGCGUAUCGCAUUGGGCGCGGUCGCUCCGGUGCAGUGCGGGCACCACGCAACACCGCCAGCGGCACAACCAGGACCAUCGUGUCCACCCGCACCAGCACCGACGCAGGGUCUGUCGUUGUCGACGCCACUGCCUUUUCCCACAAGGUGCUUGACCCAGGCCCUGCCCCCACCCUCUCCAACACGCUGUCGCGCUCGCUACGUGACUCGAGUAGGCCACCCUCUGGCUCUGUUCGUCUGCAGCCCGUGGUUGGUGCCCGCAAGGUCGCUGUCUCAGACACAGACCUCCGCUCAUCAAAAUACCAGACUCUGCCGCCGAUCAAGGUGAAGGAACAGCCACGCCUGUCCACCCCUCCACCGCCCGCGCACCCGUUUGAUCUGUUUGUGCGCGUGCGCUGCGAGCUGCUGUGCCGCCACGACAUGCCCGCCACCCGCGUCAAGAGCAUGUUUGUCGACCAGUCUGUUGUGGAGACGACGGCGAGCACAGGCAGCGAUGGCAGCGAUGAAAUGGCGACGCUCAAAGCGAUGGCAGAUGUGGAUGACCACGUGCAGUCCGCAGCAGAUGUCCUCAUGCUGAUGCUUCGCGAGGCAACGAGCGAGGCAACCUUCCUUGACGCUCUCAACACAACAGCCGACGAAGCACCGCCAAGCUUCCUCUCCAUUCGCGCGUCAGCAGCGUCCCACCAGUCAUCCUCGUCGUCAUCCUCGUCGUCAUCAUCAUCGCCCCAGCUGCAAGCGUCGCAGGAUGUGGGUGAUGGCGAGGUGCGCCCGUCGGAGGUGGCGUUUGUUGAGCGCAUCUUGGACGAGACCUUGUGCAAUCUCUUGCUGGAGCUCGAGGAAGACGAGGCGAGUGAUGAUGCUGACGAUGGUGAAGGUGGUGGUGCUGGUGAUGAUGGUGAGGACAGGAGGUGAUGGUGAAGGUGGUGGUGCUGGUGAUGAUGGUGAGGACAGGAGGUGAUGGUGGUGGUGGUGGGUGAUACGACCGGCUUGCAGCAGCUGCUUUGUCCGUGCUGUGGUUUUGUGUGAAGUGAGGGCUUUGUUGCUGUUGACUGUACACAUGGGUGACUGGCGUGUCUCGCUCGGCUUACGUUGUGUUGAGUGUGAUGAAGAUGAUUAUAUGUCAGUGGAGGGCGUGUUGUCAUUCAAUGUCAUGAGUGAACUGAGCAAUAAUGAGAAUGAAAACAACACCACCAGGAG
Salpingoeca rosetta is the source of this 5973-nucleotide messenger RNA. RefSeq lists its product as uncharacterized. The record is from RefSeq and is a predicted model, not a curated record. The coding region runs from base 55 to 5688 and encodes 1877 amino acids. The transcript has 7 exons. Lineage: Eukaryota; Choanoflagellata; Craspedida; Salpingoecidae.